AUGGCGCCUCCCCUGCCUUCCCUGGGCCCAGGGGCGGCGGCGGCGGCGCCCCGGCCGGCGUGGAACACGAACCGCAACCUGGUGGUGACCCACCCGCUGCUCGCCCUCCUCGAGUCCUGCGCCUCCUUCCCGCGCUUCCUCCAGCUGCACGCGCUGCUCACCGUCUCCGGCCUCGCCGCGGGCCGCUUCCCGGCGUCCCGCCUCCUCGCCUUCUGCGCCCUCUCCACUCCGCCCCGCCUCGACCACGCCGCCGCCAUCCUCGCCCGCGCCCCCGCCUCGGGCCCCAACGCCUACAUGCUCGCCACCAUGAUGCGCGCCUUCCUCCGCGCCCGCCUCCCGCGCCGCGCCCUCGCGCUCUUCCGCCGCGUCGUCCGCCACGCCCUCCCCGCCGACGGUCGCACGCUCGUCUUCGCGCUCAAGGCCGCCGCGGCUUCCUCCGAGCGCGGGCCCUCGUCUGCAGUCGGGGAGGGCGUCCACUGCGUCGCCCUCAAGUGGGGGCUCGUCGGCCGGAGCGUGCUCGUCGGGAACGCGCUGGUGCACUUCUACGCGGACCACGGGCCGUUGCCGCGUGCGCGGAGGGUGUUCGACGAAAUGUCCGAGAGGGACGUCGUCUCCUGGACGACUAUGGUGGACGGGUACGCACGGAGAGGGCUGGCCGACGAUGCGUGGCGCUUGUUUUGCAGGAUGGUGGUGGCGGGGGGACAGCAGCCGAAUGAGGUGACGCUGGUUGCGGCGCUGUCGGCGAUCGGGCAGAUGGGGUUGCUGGCGCUGGGGAGGAUGGUGCAUCGGUAUGUUGCAGAGGGUGGUGUGGCUGGAAGUGUCAGCUUGGCGAACGCAUUGAUCGACAUGUUUGGGAAAUUCGGGUGCGUGCUCUCUGCCAGGGAGGUUUUCGACGGCAUGGCUGUCAAGGAUGUGUACUCCUGGACGACGAUGGUUAACGUUUAUGCCAAGUGCGGUCACUUAGAGAGUGCAGCUCAACUGUUUGAGGAUAUGCCUCGGAGGAAUGCAGUUUCUUGGAGUUGCAUGAUUGCUGCUUACUCGCAGGCAAAUCAGCCUGAGGAAGCAGUGAGACUGUUUAAAAAGAUGAUUGAAGAAAGUGUUGAGCCGAUUAAUGCUACCCUUGUGAGUGUGCUUCCGGCGUGUGCUCAGUUGGGUUGCCUGGAUCUUGGUAGGUGGAUAUAUGAUAACUACAUCAUCAGUGGUAAGGCUGUACUCACCGUGAAUUUAGGUAAUGCAUUCAUUGAUAUGUAUGCAAAAUGUGGAGAUUUGGAUGCAGCAUCAAGAUUAUUUGCUGAGAUGGGAGAGAAAAAUGUAGUGACUUGGAAUUCGAUGGUCAUGGCCCAUGCUGUGCACGGCCAGUCUGAAGAAGUCCUUCAUCUCUUUGAGCAAUUGAAAGGAACAGGUAUUAUGCCUGAUGAGAUCACAUUCCUUGGGCUACUUUCUGCAUGCAGUCAUAGUGGGUUGGUUUCAGAAGGGCGGCGAUAUUUUAAAGAAAUGAAAAUGGGUUAUCAGAUUGAACCCAAAGCAGAACACUAUGCAUGCAUGAUUGAUCUUUUGGGGAAAAGCGGACUUCUUGAAGAGGCACUCAAAGUUGCAAAGGGUAUGCCAAUGGAAGCUGGUGAGGCUGGUUGGGGUGCUCUUUUGAAUGCAUGCAGAGUGCAUGGCAAUGUAGAGAUUGGUGAAUGUGCUGCAGACAAGCUUGUAAAACUCGAUCCAUCGGACAGUGGAAUCUAUGUACUCAUGUGCCAAAUAUACGCAAGUAAAAGUAAAUGGGAUCAGGUGAAGAUGCUGAGGAUGUUGAUGAGAGAUAGAGGGGUAAAGAAGAAUCCUGGAUGUAGUUCUAUUGAGGUGGAUGGAAAAGUUCAUGAGUUUUUGGUGGCAGAUGUUUCACAUGUUCAGUCAGAAGAUAUUUAUGCAGCAUUGAGUAACAUUUAUUUCCAUUUAAAAUUGGAAGGUUAUGUUCCUCUAACUUGACAUGAGUGUCGCACUGCUUUCUUCCUUGUUCAUGCACCUCAUAAUAGCCAUGGAUGUAGAUAGAAAAUGAAAACUUAGCAGCAGACAUCAUUCCAUAAUAUUUAAAGCUCAGCUUCAUGCAAUCGUGAUUUACAUA
Hordeum vulgare subsp. vulgare (domesticated barley) is the source of this 2110-nucleotide messenger RNA. Its product is annotated as pentatricopeptide repeat-containing protein At2g22410, mitochondrial-like. Lineage: Eukaryota; Viridiplantae; Streptophyta; Magnoliopsida; Poales; Poaceae. The record is from RefSeq and is a predicted model, not a curated record. Bases 1 to 1974 code for a protein of 657 amino acids. The transcript has a single exon. Gene Ontology annotation, biological process: RNA modification. Gene Ontology annotation, molecular function: protein binding; RNA binding.